Tupaia belangeri chinensis (Chinese tree shrew) is the source of this 2990-nucleotide messenger RNA. It is a transcript of the gene CLEC4D, whose product is annotated as C-type lectin domain family 4 member D. Lineage: Eukaryota; Metazoa; Chordata; Mammalia; Scandentia; Tupaiidae. Bases 193 to 828 code for a protein of 211 amino acids. The record is from RefSeq and is a predicted model, not a curated record. The transcript is spliced from 6 exons.
UAUUUGAAAAUACUUCUUCUUUUGAGUUAAACUCUCUUAUAUUGAGAACUUUCUAAUCUCCACAGAAUAGGUAAGACUGAAGUUCAGUUUCAAGUAUUUCUGAAUAUAUCCCUCUAAUUACAGAAAAAUACCCUGAGGAAAAAAAAUAGAAGAGGCUCUUUGUCCUCUCAACAACGAAGGAGUGAACACACAAUGUACCUAGAAGAAACUCAAAGUAAGCGAAGUCGACCUUCCCAGCUGAUCCCCUGGGCCAUUGCUACUGCCUCCAUCUCACUUCUUGGUGCCUGUUUUAUUGCAAGUUCUUUGGUGACUCAUCACAACUUUCUGCGCUGUGAAAGAGCCAUAGAGGUGUUCAAGUUACUGGCGUCUCAUGAGAAGCUAACAUGUGUCAGAGAAAAAUCAGAACAGAAAGGGAGCACCUGGACUUGCUGCCCUGUAGGGUGGAGAGCCUUCCAGUCCCACUGCUACUUUCCUGUGACCCACAAUAAGACCUGGGCGGAGAGUGAAAGGAACUGUUUGGGUAUGGGAGCGCAUCUGGCCACCCUCAGCACAGAAGCUGAGCAGAACUUUAUAAUCCAGUUUUUGGAUAGACGUUUUUCUUACUUCCUGGGACUUACAUAUGAGAAUGCUGAUGGUCAGUGGCACUGGGUGGACCAGACACCAUUUAACCCACGCAUGGUAUUCUGGCAUAAAGAUGAACCCAGCGACUACCAGAAAGAAAACUGUGUUGCCCUUGUUAAUGACCAAGAUAAAUGGUCCUGGAAGAGUUUUUCUUGUAACCUUGAGACGAGAAGUAUUUGUAAGAUAUCUGGAAAAACAUUCAACUAGAAACCUAGGAAGUGGUCUUCAUGAUAAAGACAAAGAAAAACCAAACAGCUAGACCCGGAAAGAAUGUCCGUGCAUCAGAGGAACAGAGAAAACAUGCCGGGGAUAGAGCAUCUUCUGUCGUGAUAGUUUUGAGGUUUUUGUAUAGUUCAUUCAAGAUAAUUCAAGAUGGUUGUUUGUGAGUGUGUGUGUGUGUGUGUGUGUGUGAGUGUGUGUGUGUGCGGUGAAGAUAAUGUGAUUUGGGGGCCAUCAUGUGGUGUGGUGGUUAGGGCACUGGACGUUCCCAUGUGGCUGACUCAAGUCUUGAACCUGGUGGUGUGCUUUCUCAUUUUCCCUCUCUCUCUCUCUUUGUCUCUGGUCAAGUUAAAAUAAAUGAAUGAACAGAUAAACUUAAAAAUAAGCAAUACUUUAAAAAAAAAAAGAUAACAUGAUUUGGUAUGGCGUUUUAAAUGAAAGGAAUCAUCUUUUCUGUGAGAACAAGCUCUCAUUACCCUUGCUUUCUUGAUUGUAUUUCAAGUGAUUUCCUUUUAAGUUGGUAUGUAUUGAUUACACACCUAACAGGAAGGUUUGAAUAAUGUGACUUCUUGGUCAUUUUUCCCCAACUCAGAUUCUUAGCUCUUAAAAUUCAAGGUGAGAUAUCCUAUUUUUUCUUUUUAUAAUUUCUUUUUAUUUAUUUAUUUUAAUUUGACCAGAGAGGGACAGAGAGAGAGAGAGAUGGAAAGUGAGAAAGCAAACCACCAGGUCCAGGAUUAGAACAGCAAUUGGCCAUGUGGGAGUCCAACACCCCUAACCACCAUGCCACAUGUCAGCCCCAAAGGUGGCAGCACUAACUGGCAAUACUAUGCCAGGUUUUUAGCCUAAAUAUCACAAAUGCUUUCACAUUUCUAAACAACAUUCUUGUUUUUUGAUGCUUCAUUUUCAGACUUUAAUAAUAUAUUAGUUCCAUGAACAAGAUUUCUCCAGGACAACAGUCUGAAUUGUGGUAUUGCAUAGGUGCAAAAAAAAUAAAAAUCAUACACCUUGUGAAAACUUUACUUAUCACUCUUCCCUAAGUGUCUUCUUUCAGCAAGGAGUUAAGCUGAUUUCAUUUCUUUGUGAGUGGAAAUGUCUCUAUUUAUAGACUGCCAUCGCCAAAUUCCUGCAUUCUGUAGAUGAGAAAAAUGUGUGGGAAACUAAAGGGCUUCCUUUCACAUCACCUGUCAUGACAGACUGGCCCUAUCCCAGACCCACUCUCCAUCAGAUAAAACGUAUUCCUUCUGCUAUUAUAGGAAGGGUACUGAGGACGACUGGCCUCUUUACUUGACUAAUGGUAAAAUUUCUUAGGUAUUUGAAGUAACAUGGUAUUCAUGUUUUCAUUAGUAUUUUAAUUUGAAUCAGAAAGAAUCCCAUUUUUAACCCAUUUACAUUAUUAGUUAACAUGUUUCUGAAUAUUAUUUAUAGUUAACAUGUUAACUAUAAAACUGUAGUUCAAACAAGCAAUAAGGUCAUUUUUUGACAACCUGAAAUCACAUAUUCCUAAUGUAUAUAGUAUUAGCUGUGAAGCAGUUGCAUCCAAUUUCAAUAAAAUAUAGUGAUUUAAAAAAAAUUUUCAGAUUGCUGAUAUCUAAACUGAAAACUUUUAAGCAACAGCUUUUUAAUUAGAUUUCCCUACCACUAUUUUUUAAAAUGGUAACGGGUCAGCUCAUAGCCUGGUGAUUAAGGUGAAUAGAUUACACGUGGCUGACUGCAAGGUUCUGGUUCCAGAUCUUGCAAUUUCAAACACAAUCUGGGUGCAUUUGGGUGUGUACCCAAAAAUCCCCAAAGGAGGGAGAAAUGGAGGAAAAGGGAUUGUGACAUGACCAUGCCCCAUGGAAGGUUCUUUCUAACUUUCCCUCUGUCUCUCUCCAGCCAGUGAAUAUAGCCUCUGGCAAAUUUAAAAAAAUAAUAGAACAAUUUAAAAAACAGUAUUUAUUUUGUAUUCUUCUAAUUGAUUUUCUGAGUGUGGAAUAUUGGCAAUUGAUUGUAGGCGGAGAUGUGUUUGUAUGAGUGUGUGUGGUCUGUGGUGUGUGUGUGUGUGUGUGUGUGUGUUUAUGUGUGUACAUUUGUGUUUUUCAAUUGUGUUUUUCACAUUUGCUAAAUUACAUAGCACAAAACCUAUAAAACCUGCUGAUGCAACUUUAUGUCAA